AUGGGCACCAUGUCUACCUCUGUUAUGCUUCUUUUCCUUCUGGGUCUCUGCCAUCUAUCCACGGCAGCGGCGGUGGACAAAAACGACGUUGCGAAGCCAAAAAUGACUGCAAGCACUACUUACAUCGUUCACAUGGCCAAAUCCGAAAUGCCGGCGAGCUUCGAGCACCACACUCACUGGUACGACUCGUCGCUCAAAACGGUUUCCGACUCGGCCGAAAUGAUGUAUAUUUACAGCAAUGCCAUCCACGGCUUCUCCACCAAGCUCACCCCCGAACAAGCCGAGUCACUCCAAUCCCAACCUGGAGUGCUCUCCGUGCUUCCCGAGUUGAAAUACGAGCUCCACACGACUCGGACCCCGGAAUUCCUCGGACUCGGCCAAACCACCGAGACGAUCCCCCAGUCCAACUCGGAGAGCGACGUCAUCAUCGGAGUGUUAGACACCGGCGUCUGGCCCGAAAGCAAGAGCUUCGACGACACCGGACUCGGACCCGUACCCGGAUCCUGGAAAGGCGCGUGUGAAUCGGGUACCAACUUCAAUUCUUCAAACUGCAAUCGGAAACUAAUCGGGGCCAGAUACUUCGCCAAAGGCUACGAGGCCACGGUGGGCCCCAUCGAAACCUCGAAGGAAUCCAAAUCCCCACGCGACGACGACGGCCACGGCACCCACACCGCAUCAACCGCCGCAGGGUCGGCCGUUUCCGGCGCUAGCCUCUUCGGCUAUGCCCCAGGAACCGCACGCGGGAUGGCCCCUCGCGCCCGAAUCGCCGCGUACAAGGUGUGCUGGGUCGGCGGCUGUUUCAGCUCCGACAUUGUGGCGGCAAUCGACCAGGCCAUUGCAGACAACGUGAAUGUUCUCUCGAUGUCGCUUGGCGGCGGAAUGUCGGACUAUUUCCGUGACAGCGUGGCAAUCGGAGCUUUCUCGGCGAUGGAGAAGGGAAUUUUAAUCUCGUGCUCUGCCGGAAAUGCGGGUCCCAGUGCCUACAGCUUGUCGAACUCGGCUCCAUGGAUCACGACAGUUGGAGCAGGCACACUGGAUCGGGACUUCCCGGCUUUCGUCAGCCUGGGCAACGGUAAAAACUUCUCGGGCGUUUCACUCUACCGCGGUAACUCCAACGCAGCCCCAACCGCCUUGACGCCGUUUGUUUACGCCGGUAACGCGAGCAACGCCACGUCAGGAAAUCUAUGCAUGAUGGGGACUUUAAUUCCAGAACAAGUGAAGGGGAAAAUAGUGAUGUGCGACCGUGGAGUCAACGCAAGAGUCCAAAAAGGAGCGGUGGUCAAGGCUGCCGGAGGAGUGGGCAUGAUAUUGGCCAACACCGCCGCCAACGGCGAGGAGCUGGUGGCGGACUCUCAUUUAUUACCGGCCACGUCGGUGGGUCAGCAAAACGCCGACGUCAUCAAGAGCUAUUUGUUAAAGGAUCCGAACCCGACCGCCACGAUAUUGUUCGAGGGGACUAAAGUUGGGGUCCAGCCUUCACCCGUAGUUGCGGCAUUUAGUUCUCGGGGCCCGAAUUCAGUCACUCCGGAUGUACUGAAACCCGAUAUUGUUGCUCCAGGUGUCAACAUCCUAGCUGGGUGGUCCGGGGCUAUAGGCCCCACGGGACUGGCAAUCGAUGCGAGACGCGUGGCGUUCAAUAUUAUCUCGGGGACGUCAAUGUCUUGUCCGCACGUGAGCGGGCUAGCGGCGCUGCUGAAGGGAGCUCACCCGGAGUGGAGCCCCGCGGCGAUUCGAUCGGCGCUUAUGACCACCGCGUAUACAGCGUACAAGAACGGACAGAAGUUGCAGGACGUGGCGACCGGAAAGCCGUCCACGCCGUUCGAUCACGGCGCUGGACACGUAGACCCUAUAUCGGCCCUCAAUCCGGGGCUGGUCUAUGAUCUAACGGUGGACGAUUAUCUAAACUUCCUCUGCGCGUUGAAUUACUCGGCAACCGAGAUCAACAGUUUGGCGAAGAGAUCGUACACGUGCGACGAGAAAAAGAAGUACAGCGUGAGGGAUCUAAAUUACCCAUCUUUUGCCGUGAACUUCGAGGGCAGAUAUGGAGGUGGGACGACGUCGUCUAACGUGGUGAAGUACACGAGGACGCUGACGAAUGUGGGCCCCCCGGGAACGUACAAGGCGAGUGUGACGUCGGAGAGCCAGUUGGUGAAGAUAUCGGUGGAGCCCGAAACGCUGAGUUUUAGUCAGGCGAAUGAGAAGAAAGUGUAUACGGUGACGUUUAGUGCGGUGGGUUCGGUGCCGGCGAAUGCAGUGAAUAGCUUCGGGAGGGUGGAGUGGUCGGACGGGAAGCACAUCGUAGGAAGCCCAAUAGCAAUAAGCUGGAAUUAG
Molecule: messenger RNA, 2331 nt
Organism: Prunus armeniaca (apricot)
Lineage: Eukaryota; Viridiplantae; Streptophyta; Magnoliopsida; Rosales; Rosaceae
Source: the annotation of a GenBank genome assembly